Molecule: messenger RNA, 1500 nt
Organism: Trematomus bernacchii (emerald rockcod)
Lineage: Eukaryota; Metazoa; Chordata; Actinopteri; Perciformes; Nototheniidae
Product: homeobox protein NOBOX
Exons: 4
Coding region: 113-1096 (327 amino acids)
Biological process (GO): regulation of transcription by RNA polymerase II
Molecular function (GO): RNA polymerase II cis-regulatory region sequence-specific DNA binding; DNA-binding transcription factor activity, RNA polymerase II-specific
Source: RefSeq, a predicted model, not a curated record
CCCCAGCUUGCCCCUGCAGCGCCUUCUUUCUCCGCCAUCUCCAACCAGACUCCGCCCUCCUACAGCAACCUGAUGGCCAGCCUCAACAGCCCAGGUCAAUCCAGAGGGAGAGAUGUGGGCCAGCACCAGCUUUCAUCUCAGGGGGGGUUGGCAGAGUAUCACCCCCGUCCCAUGCACAGCCCCCCCCCCUCUGCGGAGAGCCAGUCUACCCCUUUUCACAACGACCUACAACGCUGCCAACCCAGCUCCACCUCUCCUUAACACCCUGGCUCACAACCCACCUCUGUUCCUCGAUGCUCUGGAGUGUGGCUCCUCCCAGGCUCUGCAGACUGACACCAGUUCUCUAUUUGACUUUGGGGAUAAACUGGACUACCUGACCUCAGGCCAGCAGAACAACCCACUCUCCUACCAGCUCCAGACCUCCUACCCCUCCACUCAGCUCCAGCACCAACCUCAGGCAUCUCUGUCCCGCAUGGCCUACCUCACCCCCUCCCCCUACCUUACCCCCAACCCUCCAGAUUCCAACCCUACCUCCUACCUGACCUUCGGCCCCGGGGGAAACUCCACUGGGAUUGUGACCUACUCCACUGGAGGCCAAGCUUACUACCAGUCCCAGAGCGCAGGACAAAUCCUGCUGCAGUCGGCCGGUCAUCCUGGUGGGAUCACAGCCUACCAGUCGUACCCGUGGGGCAGCAUGUACAGCCAGCCAGCCCUGCACCAGCGCUCUCAGUGCCCUCCAACUUACCCCGGUAGCCGAGGUGCUCGAGACCCCCAGCCGCCCUCCUCCAACACCCUGCCUCCCCCUUCUUACUUCAUCCGGGGGGACCACGCCGUGCCCUCACAUGCAAACUCCCAGCGAUCAUCCCACACCAGCAGCAGCUGCACCACCACCGUCCUCCCCCCUGUGUCCACCCUGCGGCCCUCUCGCCUCAGAGCGGAGAUCACUCCCACCAAGGCUGCCUCCCUGCUGUCUUCUCAGGUCAGCCCUGCCUCCCCAGACAGCUCUCCAGUGCCCCCUUGUGUCAAGAUUGAGUAUGACAGUCCUCAAGAGAUUCACAGCCACUUCCAAUGCGACUUCUCCCUCAAUAAUUUUUGAAGACAUGUUUGUUUGUGUGAGAGUGUGUGCUUUAAGUGUUAAUAUAUAUCCUGUUUAAAUGUAAGUAUUUCUGUGUUUUCCAUUUGUAUUAUUAUUAUUAGGAUGUUCUCGAUAUUACUGUAAGCUGGUUCGGUUGGGCUGCCUUUAGCUGCAAUAAAUGCUCAUUGUUCUGUUAAUCCUUAUUUAUGCAUUUAACUAGCAUUGCUGUGAUUUAAAUCAGCAGUCUCCGACAUGUUAUGGCUCCAAGGAAUGUUUUUAUUGAGAAAAUGUUGUUGCAGACCGGAGAGGGGUGUGGGAGGCGGGUUAAUUGCAAAGCGUAAUUGUUCCCCACAUCCCCAUCAGUAUGUGCAUGCAUAUUCACAUUUUGACUUAGUGUUUCAAACACACAAAUAGGCCUUAAUGCG